AUGAAUUUUGUUGGCACAAAUCAACUCGAAUCAGGACUCCACUUCCCAUGCAGCUCGGCAGCUCUGCUGUCUCAAGAGAGUCUUCAUCAGCCACCACUUCGCAAAUCCUCAUCGGCCAUUGACUGGAACGGCGCCGUCGUCGAAGCAACUCGCAAGACUUCCAGGCAAUUCGAUUGGCAAACCGCUUUGUUCGACAACAGCCGCAAGACAAGCUUCUCGAAUCUUCAUCCAUUUUCGCAAGCUCAACAGGGCGGAUUGGUUAUGACAACUCUCGACAACAAGCAACAAGGAAUGUCCGUCGCUACCGCUACAAUGCCACAGCAACAGAAUCACUUUGCUCAGACGCUUGCACAGUCUGCCAGCACCCAGUCGGCUCCAGCUGCAACCACUGCACCAGUGACCGAGCCAGCAGCACCAGGAUCCAGAGGAGCUGCCUUGUUCGGAGGAGUCUUCCAUCGUGGAUUCUUCUCGAAGCCAGUCGAGCGUACCGAAGAGGAAAACUACCGCUACUUGAUGGCUCUUGACCGUUAG
Messenger RNA from Caenorhabditis remanei, 531 nucleotides. RefSeq lists its product as uncharacterized. Bases 1 to 531 code for a protein of 176 amino acids. The record is from RefSeq and is a predicted model, not a curated record. NCBI's taxonomy places the organism in Eukaryota, Metazoa, Nematoda, Chromadorea, Rhabditida, Rhabditidae. The transcript has 4 exons.